Molecule: messenger RNA, 1094 nt
Organism: Coccinella septempunctata (seven-spotted ladybird)
Lineage: Eukaryota; Metazoa; Arthropoda; Insecta; Coleoptera; Coccinellidae
Exons: 3
Coding region: 72-1094 (340 amino acids)
Biological process (GO): DNA replication
Molecular function (GO): DNA binding; nucleotide binding; DNA-directed DNA polymerase activity
Source: RefSeq, a predicted model, not a curated record
UGGGUUAUUACUUAAAAUGUAAUCAUGAUUCAUCUCAAUCAUUUUAUAACAGUUAUACUGGUGAAAAUUGUAUGAAAUGGUUCAAUGAUGAAUUAGAGAUGAUAGCAAAUAAAUUGAAUAUUGAAAUAAAGAACAUAAAACCUAUGAAAUCAUAUCCGAAAAAUGGAAUGUCUGAUUUGUGCCAUAUAUGUGAGAGGUCAUUUACUGCUGGAGAUGAAUCUGUAAUAGAUCAUGAUCAUUUCACGGGUGAAAUAAGAGGACAGGCUCAUAAGAUAUGUAAUUUACAAUAUAAAAAAUCAUUUAUGAUACCAGUUGUCUUCCACAAUUUAAGCGGUUAUGACUCUCAUUUCUUAAUAAGAAAUUUUUCUCAAUUUGCUAAGAUAUCAGUGUUACCAUUGAAUAAAGAAAAGUAUAUUUCGUUCACAGUUCAUCUUGAGGGACAUCAAAUUAAAUAUAGGUUUAUUGAUAGUAUUCGAUUUAUGGAAUCAUCUCUUGAAAAGUUAGCAACCUACUUGAAACCUGACUCAUUCAUUAAUUUAUACUCACAUUUUCCAAAUUUAACUGCUAAACACUAUAAAUUGCUUACUAGAAAAGGUAUUUAUCCCUAUGAUUACAUUGAUAGUAUUGAAAAAUUGACAGAGACUACACUCCCAUCUAGAGAAAAAUUUUAUAAUAAAUUGAAUGAUGAAGAUAUAACUGAUGAGGAAUAUUCACAUGCUCAACAAGUCUGGUCCAUUUUUGAUUAUAAUGCUCCAGAAGGGUAUUUUUUAGAAGUUGAUCUGGAAUAUCCAAAACACCUACAUGAUAUACAUUCAGAUUUACCAUUUUGUCCGGAAAAUCGAGUACCUCCAGGUUCAAAAUUACCUAAAUUGUUAACAACAUUAUAUGAUAAGAAGAAAUAUAUUUUACAUUAUAGAAAUUUGAAACAGACCUUAGAAAACGGAAUGGUUCUCACUAAAAUCCAUAGGGUAUUAAAAUUCAAACAAUCAGCAUGGCGUAAAUCUUAUAUUGAUCUCAAUACCGAGCUUAGAAUGAAGGCCUCGAACGAUUUUGAAAAGAAUCUUUACAAACUAAUGAAUAAUGGUUAUGAAUAA